Molecule: messenger RNA, 4154 nt
Organism: Phyllopteryx taeniolatus (common seadragon)
Lineage: Eukaryota; Metazoa; Chordata; Actinopteri; Syngnathiformes; Syngnathidae
Exons: 2
Coding region: 43-3426 (1127 amino acids)
Source: RefSeq, a predicted model, not a curated record
UUAUCCUCACUGCCGCUCUUCCUCUCACUAUCGCGACUCGGGAUGAAGUUAACGACACUGUGCACGUUUUUGACCUUGUUGGCCUCGUGCAGCCUCUCUCGGGAGGGGAACGAGGGAUUCGGGCCAUGCGCUGCCACCCUGCGGGCCGGGGGGCCGUGCGGGCCGGGGCGGGCCGGCUGCCCUUACGUCUUGAGCCUGCCGCCGAUGACUGUGCACCUGCCGGAAAAGCUCAGGGAUCUGGAAAAGCUGGUGAAGGACUUACAGACGCUGAAGGACGACGUGGAACAGCUGAGGAAGAUGUGCGGCGACAGCGGGAUACACCGAGGCACCAGGUACGACGAGGAGGGACACUCUGAGACACAAGAUUUAGAUGUAAGGGACGGGCAGGGAAAGACAGUGGCAGGCUCCAUGUGCGUUGUAGAAAUAAGUGGUAAAGAAGUAACUGUAAAGGAAGCAGCUGGAAAAGAUGAGAGGGGAGAAAAUGAACACACCAACGAGGAUAGUGGAAAAGAGAUUAGAAAUAAUGAAGAGCAUCAAGUGUGGCCAGAUGAAACAAAUGCCAAGGAGAAAAGGACACCAAUAAAGAUGCUGCAGAACCAUGGGAGGCAGGAUCAAGGGAAGAUUUGGGAGGAGAAGAAAAAGGAAAUGGAAAGGGGGAUAAAAGCGGGGCAGAGUAAUGAGAAACCAAAACAGACGGCAAACAGAGGGCUCGAGGACAAAAGCGAGCCUAUAAAAAAAGACGAGGAGGUAGCGGAGGAGAAGGUGGACAAAGAAACGGGAAGGGUGGAAACAGAGAGAGGAAAAGCAGUGGAGAAUGUGCAGAGAGACGGUGACGGAGAAUCAGCACCCAGUAAAGCGACUAAGAGGACAGACUUUGUUUCAAUCAGCCCGGCUCCUGUGUUGACGUUUAGCUCGGCUCAAAGGCCCGAGCUUGUGGACUUGGAUGAGGCUGAGAGCAUCACGUCAUCGCUUCCAUCUCCUCCCUUCUCCGGCUCCACUUCCCAUUACUUCCCGGCUAUUAAUCCAACAAGAAGUCAAACAACUUCGACUGAAUCAACCACCCAAAGUCACCCAAGCUCAAGUUCAAGCGCGAUCAUUCCUCGUCACGACCUCCACACGACUAUUUCCCCUGAGGCCACAGAACGCAGCAGGUGGCCGAGCACCGACACCGGCUUGAAGCACCUACCAGGCCUGAAAGCCAAGUCGGAGGGAAAGCAUAAACCUGGAACAAAGCCUGACGCAAACAACAAGCCGAAGGACUCCAAGGACGACCAUAAACCGGACAGUCAAACAAAACAAAAAAUGUCUCAACUGAAAAACAAAGCAGCGAUGAAACUGAAACCUGGGAAUGACACAAAAUGGGUACAAAUUCCAAAAGCUGAUAACUGGACAACUGAUCCCCACCUCAAAAGCCUAAAACCAAAACAUGGUCAAGACAGGACGACUAAUCUACAGCAGGUAGCAACUGACCAACAAGCAAGACCUGCGACCGACGAAGAACCCGAAUCAGACCAAACCCCGAUGUUGAAUAAAAACUCUAAACCUAACAAAAGACCUGUUCAUCCUGUUAAAACCAGUAAGACUGACCAGAAGAAAAAAACUGACAAAAAGCUAAAAAUUGACACAAAACAAAAAGUUGAUCAAAAUAAAGAAAAGCAACAUUUCACACCAGAACUGCCUACAGAUUCUGAAAAAACACAAAAACUGAUGGAAUCCAUUCAUUCUAAUUCUUCUGGAAACUCUGAGUCACAAAACACAUUUACAGCUAAUCCCAAUCAAAGGCUGACAUCCAGCCAGAAAAGUCCCAUUAUUAACAGAAAGCCCAAAACUGGUCAGUUGCCCAAACUUAACCAAAAGCAGCCCAAACCUGCGAAAGACCAAAACACUAAAGCUAAUGUGAAGUCAAAAGCCAGCCAAAUACUUCCUGAUACCGAUCAGAAAUCUGCAUCUAAUCAAAGUCCUGGUGAGAACUCCAACAAAAGAUCUGAGCCCUGGUCUCCCUCAAGUGACAGACCACCAACCAGACCGACGCUGGAGCCAGGUGCAACACCAGCUGAACCAAACCAGCACACCACAACCGACCAACCUCCCCAUUUUACUAAGACGAAAGGCAGUUUUUACAACGCUCACCUUCCACUCGCUCCCAGUCUUGUUCCACAGAUGACUGACGUGAGUCAUUCCCGAGUGGACACAGAGUUCAAGCCCAGCAUGAUGAAAACCGUCACUCCAAAGACCUUCGAGAGCCUUCACGGUCUCCCGAUGGGCCCAAACAGUGGCGUGGUGUCUGAUCCGAAGCCACAAACAACCAAUCAACCAUCACUGGUUCCAAUGUCAACAAGACCGACCCUGCUUCACAGUGUUAUUCCGAGCAACAAUCCAGGCCCCGCAAAGCCAAAUCUGCAUGCUACAGAUGAAGCAGCACCCCCACAAAAGACCAUCCAACCCCAGACCACCUCCAGCUAUGACUUCAGGUCAACAGCCACCCCUGACGCCAAGGCCCAACCGGCUGCCGAGUCGUCUACGUCAAGUGCUCGCGAGCUGCGCGUGAAAAUCAAGCAAGUGGCUGCUGCGUUCUUUAACAGUAGCCAAGUCGGUCCGAACGGAAGACCACCAGUGGGCAGGCAGCCUGAAGAUCUAUCAGAGGAUAAUGAAGGUGAAAGAAGGCCACCCAGUGGAUCACUGAAGCUGAGACCAUCUGAAGGUGCAGUUUCCAUGGUGAAGAGGGAUUGCUCGGACCACCUAGUCAGAGGCAGGGAGAUGAAGAGCGGCAUCUACCAAGUGACUCCAGAUCUCCAUGGAGGUAGCAGUUUUCUGGUCUGGUGUGACAUGGAGGUGCAGGGCGGAGGAUGGACCCUCCUGCAACUGCGGCAAGACGGCGGCGUCACCUUCAACCGCACCUGGGUCGAGUACCGAUCGGGCUUUGGGGAGCUGCUGAACGGAGGAGAGUUCUGGCUGGGGAACCAACACAUGCAUCUCCUGACCCGGGACAGGGACAUGACCCUGCGGGUGGAGCUGGAGGACUUCUCCAGGGUGGCGGGGUACGCCGAGUACGAGCACUUUAGGGUUGCGAGUGAAAGGAUGCGCUACAGGCUGACAGUGGGGGGUUAUUCCGGCACGGCGGGGGACGCACUCCGCUUCGGCUCCAGUUACGACCACAACAACCGGCCCUUCACCACCCCAGACCGGGACAAUGACCGAUACCCAUCUGGGAACUGCGGGGCUUACUACAGCUCUGGCUGGUGGUUUGAUGCAUGCAUGGCUGCAAACCUCAAUGGAAGGUACUAUGUUGGGAAGUACAAGGGGGUACGGGAUGGGAUCUACUGGGGGGCCUGGCAUAAUAUUUCCACCGAAUUCUACCCCACAAAUGAAAGGCAGUCCUUUAAAACGGUCAGGAUGAUGAUCAGACCGAAGGGAUUUUUAUCAUGAACAUAUUAUUGUUAUUAUACACCACUCACACAAAGUUCGUCAUACUAGGAUUUCAGGUGAAAUUUAAGGAUGACGCAAAAAAAAAAACUGUUUGCCGUGCAGGCAUUUAAAAGUUUACGAAAGGCCAAACUGAGCUUACCUUUUAAAGGUUAUAGCGCAUUUUAGGUUCAUCCUGAAAUUUCCCCCUGAAGCCAAAUACCCCUAUCUUUUAGUAGUAGUAUAUGUUCAUAUCAAUCACAUCAACAGUCAGUUUGCACCAUUCAAUAACUCAAAACAAAACAGUACUCACGACACACCUGCUUGACUCUUUGGUGCAAUAACGCCACCUAGUGGAAAUUUCUGAUACUGCAGUUAAUUGUGUGCUGAUAAAACAGGGUCCUCGGUUUAUAACAUUAAAUAUUUGUAUGAAGAACAGAUCGAAGUCAUAAAUAUUAAUCAAAUGAACAAAACAGUAAGUACGGUGGCAACUGAGCGUGAACCGAGAACCCCUGUAAUGUGAUAAUUGAGGAUGUACAUAGUGUUUUUUAAUAGAAGAUAUUGGGUCUUCUCAAUUUUUUUUAAACAAAUGUGAUAUACAUUACGUUUCAAACCAGUGUGCGAUUUCUUGUAAUUGACUAUUUUCCUUAUAUUGUUUAUUGAUCAGAUGAUGCUUGAAAGUGUUUGAAAGGUUGUUACUUGUUCUUGCUACCUUUUAUUCUACACCAAAGAACAAACAUACUGCAAAUUAA